Messenger RNA from Daldinia decipiens, 2202 nucleotides. RefSeq names its product ankyrin repeat-containing domain protein. Gene Ontology annotation, molecular function: zinc ion binding; protein binding. The record is from RefSeq and is a predicted model, not a curated record. The transcript has 4 exons. NCBI's taxonomy places the organism in Eukaryota, Fungi, Ascomycota, Sordariomycetes, Xylariales, Hypoxylaceae. The coding region runs from base 1 to 2202 and encodes 733 amino acids.
AUGACACUUCUAGAUACGGCCGUUUCAACUGGAAAUAGGGAGAUGGCCCAGCUACUUCUGGACGCUGGCGCUGAUGUAGACGCGAGGGGUAAAACAGGAUUUCUAGACCGCAACACCAGUCCACUUCAUGUUGCCUGCCGACUCGGUCUCAUAGACAUGGUACGUCUGCUACUCAACGCAGGCGCAGACGUCAACCUCCCGAUCACUAACGGCAUAACUGCGCUACAUACUGCAAGUAUGCGUGGAUUCGCUUCGAUCUGUAAGCUACCUCUUACUGAGCGUGGCGCACUCAUAGUAACAGAUGCCCUACACCAGACGCCAUUACAUAUUGCAACAAGGUUGCAUCAUAUAGGGCCGCGGUACAAAAAGACGGCCGUGACGUUGAUUGAAGCUCUUCAAAACCAGUUUUCUGGUUAUAGAGAGGGCAGCAACCGGGACAGUAGUGAUGACGCCCAAAAUCUCUCGAAAAUCAUCAACGCGCAAAUUGAUUAUAACAAACGAACCGCCCUAAUGUACGCAGCAAUAACUGGCGAUGUGAAUCUGGUGAUAUUUAUGAUUGAUAUCGGGGCCAGCAUACAUAUCACCGAUGAGGACGAUCGUGAUGCUUUGUUUGGGGCUACGAUAAUGGAUGAUGUGGACAUGGUUCGUUGCUUGCUGGACAACGGCGCGCAACUUGACCGAAUGCGAGGAGACGGUAGCUUAUUACUGCAUGAUGCUUGUGCCUGCGGUAGCCAAGAGGUGAUUGAAGAAUUUCUCAAACGAAAUACACCUGUUGAUCAUCUUGAUAACGACAUGACCCCCCCUAUUGGAGUCGCAGCUACGUGCGGCUUGAUCCGUGCGGUGAAGCAGCUCAUCCCACGGAGUUCCAAAGAGAUGAUAUCUCUCGCACUAAUAUUUGUGGCACGUUACGGUUGCCACGAGAUUGUCAAUACCCUGGUAGAAACUGGCGCAAAUAUCAAUCAUCAAGAUGAAUUCGGCAAUACACCGCCCCAGUUCUCCUGCUGGAAUUCGUGUCCAAAAUACAAUUCGAUAUUACUUUACGACCCCCUUUUAGAUUCCUCCUCUGGAAUUUAUGUUCUUACCUUGAUGACCCCUAAGAACUACAUAUUUCAUGCAGCAGAAGCUGGUAAUGAGUGCUUCAAAAUUCUCCUAGAGCACGGAGCACAGGCAGUGUUGCCUGAGAGCAUUAAAAGACCACCUCAACACUACAUAUUCAAAGCUGGGGUGUCUUUCCUUGGCGGACUUGCCUAUACAUGCUCUCCUAAUAUAAUCAGAGCCUAUGUCGAGUACCUCAAGCUCCAAGUCAGUGGGGAUGCUUUCCUCUUAGAGAUCAAUGAAGCUCUUGCCGCGGUGACGUAUGUUUCAAAGCUCGAGAACAUAGAAGUUCUGCUAGAGUGCGGCGCAGACCCCAACUUUAUGACCACUAAGUUUGACAUCGCGUAUGGCUCAGCUAUUGGCAUGGCUGUUUUGGAUGGUGAUCUAGAGAUUUGGCACUUUUGGAACAGCUCUAAACGCAACUUGCCUGGUGUCUCUCGAGACAUUGCGGAUGACCUAGGGCGGCUCCCUCCCCAUCUUGCAGCACUGUGGUGCCCUACUAAUACAAGAAUUGAUUUUCUGACUACAGAAAGUUCUACAUUCAGAAGCACAGAUAAGCAAGGGCGUAACGCACUUCACCACGCUGCCACCGGAGGUCGGUCUACCAUGAUUGAGAGGAUACUAAAAGAAUGCCCCGACUUAAUCAAUGUCUCAGAUCGUGAUGGCUGGACACCACUCCAUUGGUCUUGUCGGCAGGAUGACAUACAAGCCACGGAGUCCUUGAUCAAUCAUGGUGCCAAUAGAGAGGCCAUAACUCAUCAUAGAUGGGCUCCUCGCCACGUUGCUAUCUACCACGGAAAGACAGAACACCUAGACUUCUUUCCGGAAGACGGCGGUGAUACCGACGACGAAGAGCUGCCUAGUGAAGCGGCGGAGCUAGUGGUCUACAGUGGCUGUAACUCAUGCUUCUGUGAGAUUUACGGGACGGGAUAUCGUUGCGGUACAUGCCCUGGUUAUUGGCUCUGCUUUAAGUGCUACUGGAUCCAUGAGGAGACACACCCUAGACAUCAUGUGUUCUCGCGACGUGAUCAAGAUUCAAAUGAGCUAGAUACGCCACCAAGUGACGAGCUGGAAGCUACAAAUGGACAAGAUGGAGAGAAUAAUUAA